Acomys russatus (golden spiny mouse) is the source of this 604-nucleotide messenger RNA. It is a transcript of the gene Fgf22, whose product is annotated as fibroblast growth factor 22. The transcript is spliced from 3 exons. NCBI's taxonomy places the organism in Eukaryota, Metazoa, Chordata, Mammalia, Rodentia, Muridae. The record is from RefSeq and is a predicted model, not a curated record. The coding region runs from base 21 to 509 and encodes 162 amino acids. Gene Ontology annotation, molecular function: growth factor activity; fibroblast growth factor receptor binding. Gene Ontology annotation, biological process: fibroblast growth factor receptor signaling pathway; positive regulation of gene expression; positive regulation of cell population proliferation. Gene Ontology annotation, cellular component: cytoplasm.
GCCGCCGGGCACAGGUCGGGAUGCGCCGCCGCCUCUGGCUGGGCCUGGUCUGGCUGUUGCUGGCGCGGGCACCGGGCGCCCCGGGCGGGUACCCGCAUCUGGAGGGCGACGUGCGCUGGCGCCGCCUCUUCUCCUCCACCCACUUCUUCCUGCGUGUGGACCCUGGUGGUCGUGUGCAGGGGACGCGUUGGCGGCACGGCCAGGACAGCAUUGUUGAGAUCCGCUCGGUCCGUGUGGGCACUGUGGUGAUCAAGGCUGUGUAUUCGGGCUUCUAUGUGGCCAUGAACCGCAGGGGCCGCCUCUACGGGUCGCGGGCCUGCUCUGUGGACUGUAGGUUCCAGGAGCGCAUUGAGGAGAACGGCUACAACACAUACGCCUCAAGACAUUGGAGGCACCGCGGCCGACCCAUGUUCCUGGCACUGGAUGGCCAGGGCAUUCCCCGGCAAGGCAGGCGGACACGUCGGCACCAACUGUCCACACACUUCCUGCCAGUGCUGGUCUCGUCUUGAAGGGCCUGCUGAUGGUUCAGGAGGCCUGGGUGGCACAGAGAGAGGGCCUGGAAGAUCUGGGGUUGGGCAGCAAGGGGCCCAGGCCAGGAACCCUG